UCUGGACCAACCAAAGCCCACGCACCGCUGCAUCCCGUGCCCAGCGCCUGUGUCCCGCCGCUGUCACUGCCACCAUCAUGCCCAAGAGAAAGGCUGAAGGGGAUGCUAAAGGAGAUAAAGCCAAGGUGAAGGAUGAACCACAGAGAAGAUCUGCGAGGUUGUCUGCUAAACCUGCUCCUCCAAAGCCAGAGCCCAAGCCUAAAAAGGCCCCUGCAAAGAAGGAAGAGAAGGUACCCAAAGGGAGAAAGGGAAAAGCUGAUGCUGGCAAGGAGGGGACUAAUCCUGCAGAAAAUGGAGAUGCCAAAACAGACCAGGCACAGAAAGCUGAAGGUGCUGGAGAUGCCAAGUGAAGUGUAUGCAUUUUGGAUAACUGUGUACUUCUGGUGACUGUACAGUUUGAAAUACUAUUUUUUAUCAAGUUUUAUAAAAA
Molecule: messenger RNA, 430 nt
Organism: Chlorocebus sabaeus (green monkey)
Lineage: Eukaryota; Metazoa; Chordata; Mammalia; Primates; Cercopithecidae
Source: RefSeq, a predicted model, not a curated record